AUGCUAGAUUAGUUAGACAUCUUUGGUAGUUAAAUUUUCCUAAGAUUUAACAAAUAACAAACAUAUAACACAAGACUAGGUACAUAUGUUACCCUCAUAAUAUACAUACUUAUCUUUUACAGGCUAUUCGGACUAAUUGUAGAUGUAGUUCAAAGAAAUAAUCCAGAGGUUAUCUACAACGAAAGAUAAGUUGAUGAUCCCGCUGUAUUUGAAGCAUCUAGUAAAAGUUUUCCCAUGGCAUUUGCAAUGGAAAAUCAAGAUAAUUUUAAUUACUAUAUUGAUGAAAGUAUCUAUACAGUCUCUGCUUUUUGGAACUAAAAGAUUUUAACUUUCAAUGAGACUUCUUAAUAGUACGUUUCUACUUUCAAUUAGGUGAGCAUAAAUGUCUAACCUUGCACUAUUGAAAAUUUCUAAAAUCAUGACAACCAAAAAUACUAUCUUAAUCUUAACUAUACUAAUAUGUACUGUCUAUCUCCUGAUUUUGUGUUGCCAAUUUAAGGGGACUUUCCUUCUUAAAUUUAUUCAGAAAUUCAGAUUACAGUUAAGAAGUGCGCUAAAAAUUGUUAAUCCUAAGAAAUUUUAGAAAAGUUUCUUCAAAAGUCUAGCUUUGGUCUUUAGAUAUCUGACUCCUAUGUAGAUCCAACUAUUAGUGACAAUCCAUUCAAAAUUUACUCUAGAGAUAUGUUUUGGGCUACUAGUACUGAACUCCCAAAAGAUGCUAACGUUUACAUCCGUAAUAAUUAUGUUUAUAGUGAUUUCGGAUGGUUUUUUCCUGAUGUGACAACUUAAAGAUUUCCUGCUUAUAGUUUUUCUGAAAGUUUUGAAUAUCCACCAUCGUUUUAGGAUUAUUUUCUUACCAUUUUUUUCAGAUUUGAAAAGUAAAAAGAGGGUGUCUAUAAAAGAUCAUACUAAAGAUUCAAUUCUAUUCUGUCUGAAAUUGGAGGAUUUACCUAGAGUUUUCUUGCUAUCGGUUAUAUCGUUUGCAAAAAACUAUCACAGACAAAGUUAGAUAUUGAAUUGAUUAACAAAGCAUUUAAAUUUGAAGGGAGUUUAAAUAUCAAAUAAUAAAAUGAGGAAAAAGAAGCAAAUAAAAGUAAGAAUGAAUAAUAAAAGUAGGGAAAUAAAAAAAAGCUAAAAAAGUCAAAGUAAAGUUAAGAAAAUAAAUAGAAUUCCAAAGUUAAUUAUAUUAGCAGUGAAAACAAAUAAAAACAGAUUAUCCCUUAAAGUCCCAAAAAAAAUAGUCCUAUUUAAUAAGAAUAAAAAUCAGAUAAAUUUUAUUGCAAUUUAAAUCAAGAAGAUGCUAUUUUGGAAUAAAACGAAAAUAAAAAAAGCAAUAAAUUAAAAAUUUCUUAGCUGAUGAUGAGCUAUUUUCAAGAUUAAAGCACAAUAUUAAAAAAAUCAGGUGGAAUAACAGAUAAUAAAGAAUAACAAAUUAACAACUUAUAAAGCAAAAGGUUUUCUGAGAAAGAGUAAGAGAAAAGCAAGAAAUAAGUUGAGGAUUAGUUCAAAAAGCACUUUGAUAAUGAAAUGAGUUCUAUGUAGCUUAGUGUUUGGUACAGAGAAAAGCUUUAUUAUAACAUUGAUAUAUUCAACAUCAUUCAUAAAUUAAAUGAGUUAGAAAAGUUAAAAAGAUUGAUUUUUGAUCAAGAUCAGCUCAAAUUGUUUGAUUACUUGCCAAAACCUACAAUCUAAACUGAUAUUUUUUUUACUUAAAAUUACAAAAAAGAAGAUAUAGAAAUUAACUUGCUUUAUCAAGAUAAUAGAUCAGAAUUAUAAAAGGCAAGUGAAAGCUUUUAAGCCUACCAAAAUAUAACUAAUAAAAUUGAUUAAUCCUCUUUAGAUCAAAAAUUAAUCAACUAACUGGAUCCUAAACUAAAAGAAAUGUUCAAACAGCUUAACGGAAAAGAUAAAAACUCUAUAAAACUCUCUUUAUACCCUUAAGCAUCACCUAAAAAUAAAACUUGCUAAUGA
Molecule: messenger RNA, 1971 nt
Organism: Tetrahymena thermophila SB210
Lineage: Eukaryota; Ciliophora; Oligohymenophorea; Hymenostomatida; Tetrahymenidae
Product: small GTP-binding domain protein
Exons: 4
Biological process (GO): reciprocal meiotic recombination
Cellular component (GO): nucleus
Molecular function (GO): double-stranded DNA binding
Source: RefSeq, a predicted model, not a curated record